UGUUCUGCUCCUCCGCCGCUCUGGAGAUUAGCGCAGCGGCGGUAAUCUGUUCAGCACCGCGGAACAGGCGGCCAUGAAUCCUCCACCAAGUUCCCUGCAAGGGAACCGCCGCCGACCCAAACCACAGUGAAACCAGUUCGAGUGGUUCCGGAGGAAAAGUUGGGCUGGAAAUGAUUCUAAAAUGUAUUUCUGAUUAGUAGAAAGCAGGGAAUCCCGGGACAGCCGCCUCAGAUUUGAGAACUGGAAGGAAUCUGAUGAUCAGGUGAACAGAAGCGGAGUUUUGAAGGAAGCAGAGGAGAAGGUUCGGCUGUGCGCUCCGAACCGGACCGGACCGUGAGGAUGGAGAUCCGGCCGGACAGGUUCAAAGCUGCAGCAGCAAAAACUCUGGGGAAGAUUUACGGGGCGCUGGAGAAGAAGCAGGAAAAUGGCGAAACCAUCGAGCUGUCGGCGGAGGGCCGGCCGGAGCUGGUGCAGGAGAAGGAGAUGCCGGUGGUGGACUGCACCUGCUUCGGCCUGCCCCGCCGCUACAUCAUCGCCAUUCUGUCCGGGAUCGGCUUCUGCAUCUCGUUCGGCAUCAGGUGCAACCUGGGCGUGGCCAUCGUCAGCAUGGUCAACAGCCACACCGUCUUCAGGGACAACAAGGAGGUCAUCGUGAAAGCUCAGUUCACCUGGGAUCCAGAGACGGUGGGGAUGAUCCACGGUUCCUUCUUCUGGGGUUACAUCGUCACGCAGAUCCCCGGAGGUUUCAUCUGUCAGAAGUUUGCAGCAAACAGGGUGUUUGGCUUCGCCAUCGUCGCCACUUCCUGCCUGAACAUGCUGAUCCCCACGGCGGCGCGGAUGCACUUCGGCUGCGUCAUCAUCGUGAGGAUCUUUCAGGGCCUGGUGGAGGGCGUCUCCUACCCGGCCUGCCACGGCAUCUGGGCCAAAUGGGCCCCGCCGCUGGAACGGAGCCGCCUGGCCACGACGGCCUUCUGUGGCUCGUAUGCGGGCGCAGUGAUCGCCAUGCCGCUGGCUGGAAUCCUGGUCCAGUACUCAGGAUGGUCCUCCGUCUUCUAUGUCUACGGGAGCUUCGGGGUCAUGUGGUACUGCUUCUGGAUCCUGGUUUCGUACGAGAGUCCGGCGGCUCACCCCACCAUCACGGAGGAGGAGCGGACGUACAUCGAGGAGAGCAUCGGCGAGUCGGCUCAGCACACGGUGACGAAGUUCAACACUCCGUGGAAAUCGUUCUUCACCUCCAUGCCGGUCUACGCCAUCAUAGUGGCCAAUUUCUGCCGCAGCUGGACUUUCUACCUGCUGCUCAUCAGCCAGCCCGCCUACUUUGAGGAAGUGUUUGGCUUCGAAAUCAGCAAGGUGGGAAUAGUUUCUGCUCUGCCUCACCUGGUGAUGACCAUCAUCGUUCCCAUCGGAGGCCAAAUCGCCGACUACCUACGCACCAAUCAGAUCAUGACCACCACAAACGUCAGAAAGAUCAUGAACUGUGGAGGGUUCGGGAUGGAGGCCACCCUCCUGCUGGUGGUCGGCUUCUCGCACACGAAGGGCGUCGCCAUCACCUUCCUGGUUCUGGCGGUGGGAUUCUCUGGGUUCGCCAUUUCAGGUUUUAACGUCAACCACCUGGACAUCGCGCCGCGAUACGCCAGCAUCCUCAUGGGGAUCUCCAACGGCGUGGGCACGCUGUCCGGCAUGGUGUGCCCGCUGAUCGUGGGCGCCAUGACCAAAAACAAGACGCGGGAGGAGUGGCAGGGCGUGUUUCUGAUCGCCUCACUCGUUCAUUAUGGCGGCGUUAUAUUUAUGGUGAGUAUUUUUGCGUCUGGGGAGAAGCAGCCGUGGGCCGAACCGGAGGAGCUGAGCGUGGAGAAGUGCGGCAUCCUGGACGAGGACGAGCUCGCCAACGAGACGGAGGAGCUGUACCGCUCCAGCGGAGGAGCCGGCUACGGCGCCACCACCCAGGGCUCCGACCCCAACGGAGGCGGCGGCGGCUGGGUCUCCGACUGGGACAGAACCGAGGAGUACGUCCAGCCGGCCGGGACCAACAGCUACGCUUCCGGAGGCGAGUCAGAGUUCACAUAGAAACACGAACAGCUCAGCAGCUGCGUGGAAACACUGGAGGCUUUUCAGGAAGCCCGACCUUUGAACUUUGAAGACAUUUAAAGUGAGGAUGGUAGAUAAAUGUGUGUCUGUGUGACUGCAGUUAGGAAUCAGAAGCCUUUUGCAAACUGUCACUGGAAUCAGGCUUGUUGUUGUUCAAGAUGAGGCGUCCAUCUUGAAUAGCGGCAGGCCGGGUUGGUUUUUAUUGGUUUGAUGGUCAUUUAAACUUGAGUUUUUAUAGAUUGGAUGUUUUAUCCACUGAAACAUCACAGCCUCACAGACACAUAACUGAAUAUAAAUAAUGCUUAAUCCAGAGUUUGGUUAAGCCAUGGAAAAUGUAGCGAUUCGUCACUUGUUACACAGAAACUCACAUCACCAUGAACACCAAGAGCUUCAUUUACCUGACAGCCAUUUUCAGUCUGGAAGGAACCAGGAAGAGUCCAGACUCCACGUGUUCAAAGGGACAAAAUGGAAACUGGAUGUAAAAACACAUCAGAGGAAAUGAAGCAACAGCGCCUUCAUUGUGGUUUCUGCCGUUUCCUCCCUGUUUGAAUUCAGAACAUUUCAUAUUUUGUUCUCCAUAUGCAGAACAAUGGAAAUUCAUCCAUUUCAUACCUGAAGCAUUUCAAAUCAAAACAACUGAAACCGACAAACUUUAUGAGCAGUACUUCAGUCAGAUUGCUAUUGUUGUGCUAAGCUAGCUCUAGCCGAUUAGCAGGUGAAAGGUUAACUUUAGCUAAAGUAACUGAACUCAUUCUCCAUAUAAAAAUAAGUCAUUAUUGCACAGCGCAGCUUCACCAACAUGAUUUUGCCGUUUUGGGCAUCAAAGUAAAAUAUUUAUUGAUUCAGACCAACGAUGGGAAACGUCCAGCAGACUGGCAACUAAAGAUUUAGUUGCCAAAGUUCUUAGGCAACUAAGUCCUGAAUAUUACUGUAAUAUUCAGCAUUUGUCUACUGUAAGGAUGUGAUUUUAUGAUCAAAUAUGUUUAUUUGGUCAUAAAAUCACAUUUCCGUUAUAAUUAUAAAUAUAAUAUAAUCACAAUAAUCUUUUUUAUUUAUGUUAUUUAGAACCAAAAUAAAUGAAAUUAAGAGUAAAAUAUAAAAUAUUCAGGUAAUUGUGUAAACCUGCUACACAUUAUCUACACAAAAAAUUAACACAAUUAUACCAAAGAAAAAUGAGCCAAUUAAAGCUAACAAAGCCUAAAAUGACUUUACCUGACAGUUAAAUUUGAAUUAUAAAGUUAAAAGCACUGUAUGAAAUAGUUGUUUUAUUUACUUCAUGACCAGUUUUUCAGUCAGUGUCUGAAUGUUUAGCAUAGCUAGCAUUAGCUUGUACUAACUACUUAGGAGCUAACAAGCUAACGUUAGCAGAAGUGAAAAAAGUUGUUUUGUGAUGUGAUUAUUACUGUGACAUUAUCAUUAUUACCCUGCAAAACCUUUUCUGUCAUCCUGAAUGUGAGGUCGGAUCUGGUCGCUGUUGGUCUGUAGUUCAAAAUGGCCGCCUGGUAGUUUAUUCUGUAACUGGGUAAACUGGGUCAUUUCUGACCUGGAGUUUGGAUUAAAGACGUAACCCAGCAGGUUUCUGCGUGAACAUUUCUCUUGGGUGAAAAUUUGACUAAAUCUAAAGUUUUUUUAGAUUUAGAUUUAGCAAAAGUUUUUGCAAAAUAUGGUUUUAAUCUUUUAUCCUUUAAGAAAAGCAUUGUGCCAAUACAACAAAAUAAUGAUGUAUUCUGUAGUAUUGGUUUAUGAGGAAGUGAACAGUUGCAGAUCUGUGAGUAGUGAUGUAGAUGAAAAUGACUUUGUAAAAUGAACAGAAAAUACAAAAGUCUUUGACCUUUUUUUCUAUUGAAGGAAAAUUGUUGUGCAAAAAUAACAUCAUCUUCAUAAAUUAGUGUCUGACUUUGGGUUCUUCACAAUUCUGUUUUCGUUCAAAUCCAUGAUUUUAAUUUCUGUUAAAUGUGUUUUAUAUGUCAUAUGUUUAUUUAUGUUAUUUAUUGUUCAGCAGCUUCGUCUGGCGUCAGCACAGAUCUAAACCCGAUCCAGGAAAAGCACAAACAGCAGCAGCACAUUAAGUCUUAUCUCUCUGACGGACUCUGACAUAAACGAGCCGAUAAAUCAAUUAACUGGUGUAUUGUACAAACGCACACAGUUUAUUUUUAGUCGCAUGUUCUCAUAUAUUCAUAUUCUAAAUAAAGGGUGGUUCCGUCAUGCUGAGCGAAGUGAAGAGAAAAACGUUUUGAUUUUUCAACUGAUUCAUUUGUGAAACUGAACUGUUUAAAAAAAAUCCUGUGUAUGUGGAAAUGUUGUAUAAUAAAAGGUAGAAGUGUU
This is a messenger RNA of Poeciliopsis prolifica (blackstripe livebearer), 4413 nucleotides long. Its product is annotated as vesicular glutamate transporter 1-like. The coding region runs from base 340 to 2067 and encodes 575 amino acids. The transcript has 13 exons. Gene Ontology annotation, molecular function: neurotransmitter transmembrane transporter activity; L-glutamate transmembrane transporter activity. Gene Ontology annotation, cellular component: excitatory synapse; synaptic vesicle membrane. Gene Ontology annotation, biological process: synaptic transmission, glutamatergic; monoatomic anion transport; regulation of synapse structure or activity. Lineage: Eukaryota; Metazoa; Chordata; Actinopteri; Cyprinodontiformes; Poeciliidae. The record is from RefSeq and is a predicted model, not a curated record.